UCUGGUGCAUUUCAAAGAAAGCGUAAAAAGUCAGACAUGCGCAUGUAAAAUAAUGUUUAUUUAGUUUUACAAAAUGUAAAACAAAAAAAAAAGUUUGGAUUAAAGCUUUACAAUUCAGUUCAUACCGCUUAGGUUUAGUUCUAAAAUUGCAAAUGUUACACCUUAAGUGAAACGUUAAAAAAGCGUUUUGUGUAAAAAAAGGAAAAAGUUUGGAUUAAAGCUUUAAAAUUGUUCAUACCGCUUAGGUUUAGUUUUAAAAUCGCAAAUGUUACAUCUUAAGUGAAACGUAAAAAAAGUGUUUCAUUGCAAAAAAAAAAAAAAAAAAGUUUUUUUUCCAUUAAAACUGAAAAAAUCCUAAAAGUAAAAUCUACUACAAAAAAGGUCUAAAUCUUCGUGAUCACGCGCAGCAUUGUUUUUUUUUUUUUUUUUAUUAAUGAUUUUGUAACUUCUCCGGUUGUCACCGUGACGAUGGACAACGCCGCUUUAUUUUUUUUUCAUUAAUUAUGUGUUAAUUGUCUGAGUUCUUUGUGAUGAUGAUGGACAGCAGUGUGGGUGUCAUGAGGAGUGACGCGGCCAUAUUUGCCGGUGCUGCUCCGCUGUAAACAAAAAGUGUCUGCGAGACGGACGCUCCGCUGAUUUUAGGGACAAUUUUAUUUCUCUCAUUUAUUAUCUCUUCAGGUAUGUCUUACAAACCCAAUCUCCAUCAACACCUUCCGGGAACUUCUGGGAACCAAGGAAACAUUCCCUCUCCAUCUUCAAUGGCCACGAUACAGUCCUACAAGCCCAUUCUGAACGACUUUGGGCCGCCUUCGUUGGGAUUCCCACAGGGUCCAAAUGGAAACCAAGUACCUCAGAGUAAAUAUGCUGAACUCCUCGCCAUUAUUGAAGAGCUUGGGAAAGAAAUAAGGCCGACGUAUGCGGGGAGUAAAAGCGCCAUGGAGCGACUUAAAAGAGGUAUCAUUCAUGCCAGAGGGCUUGUUCGGGAGUGUCUGGCAGAGACAGAGAGAAAUGCCAGAUCCUAGCGCCUCCUUCAGCGUUCUCUCCAUACGGCUGAAAGAACUGUGUCACGCGGGAGUCAUGCAUGCCUUUCCUUUGAGGGGAUAAAACAAUCAAAAAACGGAGCAUUUAUGUUACGAGUUGCGCUUUUCAUCUGCGGUUUGGAGGGAAUAAGGCACCAUUCAGAGAAUAUAUCUUCUGAUUUAUAAAUGCAAGAGAUCCGGAACUGUUGCCAUUUGAUUUUAUUUUUAAUUUUUUUUUUUAUAUACUUCAUUUUCUUUUGACCACAUAGUAUGUUUAAGAACAAAUAAGCAAAAAUGCAUGCAACCGGAUGAAAGGUCCCACAGUAGAAUCUGCAUGGCUUUUACAGGUUAGAGUAGGUUUGUGCUUUUAGAAAUAGGUCUCAGGAUAAGGUCAAGUAUUUUUUCUUUGGACGCACUAAUGGAUAGGUGAGGUUUCUUUUAAUCGGGGAGAUACUGAAAAGUAUUAUAGUGAUGCCAUUACUUUCGUCUUUAUUUGUAUUUAUUACCUUGUGUAAUACAAUGUAUUUUCAUGUAAAGACAAAAAAAGGUCACUCUUUGGAAUUUUGUAUAUCUGUCAAUAAAUAUGACAUUCAUUGUGUAUGAAA
Molecule: messenger RNA, 1624 nt
Organism: Puntigrus tetrazona (Sumatra barb)
Lineage: Eukaryota; Metazoa; Chordata; Actinopteri; Cypriniformes; Cyprinidae
Product: cyclin-dependent kinase 2-associated protein 1
Exons: 4
Coding region: 681-1022 (113 amino acids)
Cellular component (GO): cytoplasm; nucleus
Source: RefSeq, a predicted model, not a curated record